GGCGGAUAAGAGAGGUGAAGCACCGCAGGAGGUGUCAGGCUCACCAUGCGGGGCUGCCAGCUGCGGUGCCUGCGCGCCUCACACGCGGCGGACGUCCGUUUCUCAUGUUGGUGCUCGGAGCGUCACUAAGCGGACCAUGCGGCUGUUCACCGUCUCAACUUUGCUCCUGCUGGUCUCCGGCGCAGGGCUUGCUCUGCAGAUUCAGUGCUACCAGUGUGAGGAGAUGACACACGACUGCUCCACGCCAGAGUUCAUCGUCAACUGCACCGUGAACGUGCAGGACAUGUGCCAGAAGGAGGUCCUGGUGAAGGACGACGGGAUACACUACCGCAAGUCCUGCGCCUCGUCAGGAGCCUGCCUCAUCGCUUCUUCUGGCUACCAGCAGUUCUGCACCGGCAAGCUCAACUCAGUGUGCAUCACCUGCUGCAACACGCCGCUGUGUAAUGGACCACGGCAGAAGAAACGACCCCCGCCGUCUGCGGCCAUCGCCCUGACCACGCCGCCGCUCCCUCUGCUUCCCCUCUACGCCCUCCUCCCCGUCCUCCUCCCGUUCUCCACCGCGUGUUGACAGAACCUCGCACACUGAGUUAAGAUGCGGGUUUGAAAAAAUGCCGCGCUGCUGACGGUGGAGAUGACUCGAACCGUGUUAACCGAGACGGUGACAAACACAUGUAUGUUCUUUAAGGCGUGUGGAAGCUUUGCACAGUGUUUGUUCUCCCUGGCUUUCUGUUUCUGCUUGCCUCCAAGAAAAAACAAAAAACAAACAAAAAACACACACACAGCUGGGAAGAUUUUAUUGUCACAUCUGCCGUGUCACAAACAUGAUGGUGGUGCAGCUACACGGGGAGCUGCUGGGGAAGGUGACGUGGAGGACACGGUGCCGCAGAUGAAUCAGCCUCUGGUUAUUUUGUUGGACAGCAGGAGGCUCAUUCUCAUCUGUCUUCACUCACACUACAAGGUCAAAUGAGACGUGUUGCAGUUAUAGUUUGUUCAGAUUCAUCACUCAUUUUCUGAGCCUCCAGAAUAAAUGAACUCUGUGAUUUCAUCCCAA
This is a messenger RNA of Scatophagus argus, 1051 nucleotides long. Its product is annotated as ly6/PLAUR domain-containing protein 1-like. Gene Ontology annotation, molecular function: acetylcholine receptor inhibitor activity. The record is from RefSeq and is a predicted model, not a curated record. NCBI's taxonomy places the organism in Eukaryota, Metazoa, Chordata, Actinopteri, Scatophagidae. Gene Ontology annotation, biological process: acetylcholine receptor signaling pathway. The coding region runs from base 137 to 568 and encodes 143 amino acids. The transcript has 3 exons.